This is a messenger RNA of Ceratitis capitata (Mediterranean fruit fly), 506 nucleotides long. RefSeq lists its product as hypothetical. NCBI's taxonomy places the organism in Eukaryota, Metazoa, Arthropoda, Insecta, Diptera, Tephritidae. The record is from RefSeq and is a predicted model, not a curated record. The transcript has a single exon. Bases 103 to 447 code for a protein of 114 amino acids.
UCGAUAAAAAAAAUUUUAACAGCUGUUAGCACAGCUGCCAUCGUACAAGCUAAAUAUUGAUGUGUAUAUUUUACAUCUUGAAAUUUUGUUUACUUUUAUAAAAUGUUGAAAAAGUCUAAGAAUUCCAAAUAUCCAUUACCACCAGUUCCACCCAAUGUGGAAGAAAUUCUUAAGGAUAUUGAAACGUUUCAUGUGGAAUUAAACACCGAGAAUCUUAGUCGACAAUCUCCAGGUAGUGAUGCACAGCAUCUAGAUUGGUGGACACGCUUCGAACAAGCCGUUGCGGAUCAAAAAAGUUUAAUAAUGCUCAGUAGUGAAAUCAAAAGUUACGAACUUAAGUUGGAAUCAAAAAAAAUCGAACUAGAAACAGAAGCCCAAUUGCUGGAGAACGCUGUCCAAGAACAACGCGACCAGAUCGACGAAGUGUUGUCAAAAGCGAGUAAUUAAUUUUACUAAAAACUAAACUGUAUAUUUUUUAUUAAAUAAACUGUGUGUAUUGAAUCUAA